Messenger RNA from Fusarium odoratissimum NRRL 54006, 2161 nucleotides. Its product is annotated as 60S ribosomal protein L5. The coding region runs from base 126 to 1034 and encodes 302 amino acids. The record is from RefSeq and is a predicted model, not a curated record. Gene Ontology annotation, biological process: ribosomal large subunit assembly; translation. The transcript is spliced from 3 exons. Lineage: Eukaryota; Fungi; Ascomycota; Sordariomycetes; Hypocreales; Nectriaceae. Gene Ontology annotation, cellular component: cytosolic large ribosomal subunit; ribosome. Gene Ontology annotation, molecular function: 5S rRNA binding; structural constituent of ribosome.
GAUUUCGGGCGAUUAGGGCUAUAUGAAAAUAUCCCCCACCAUCGAGAAUUUACGGCUUAUUCCUCUCUCAGCACCAACUUUCCAAACUUCAACACUCAAGUCGUCGUUGAGCAAAUACCGUCAAGAUGGUUUUCCACAAGUUGGUGAAGAACAGCGCGUACUACAGCCGCUACCAGACCAAGUACAAGCGCCGCCAGCAGGGCAAGACCGAUUACUACGCCCGAAAGCGCCUCAUCACCCAGGCCAAGAACAAGUACAAUGCUCCCAAGUACCGCCUGGUCGUCCGCUUCACCAACAAGGACAUCAUCUGCCAGAUCGUGACCUCUGAGAUCUCUGGCGACAAGGUCUUCGUCUCUGCCUACUCGCACGAGCUCAAGGCCUACGGUAUCGAGCACGGUCUCACCAACUGGGCCGCCGCUUACGCUACCGGUCUCCUCAUCGCCCGCCGUGCCCUCAAGAAGCUUGGCCUCGACGAGGACUUCACUGGUGUCGAGGAGGCUGACGGUGAGUUCAAGCUCACUGAGGCCGCCGAGACCGAUGAUGGCGAGCGCCGCCCCUUCAAGGUCUUCCUCGAUGUUGGUCUGAAGCGAACCUCCACUGGUGCCCGUGUCUUCGGUGCCAUGAAGGGCGCCUCUGACGGUGGUAUCCUUGUCCCCCACUCCGAGAAGCGAUUCCCCGGUUACGACAUGGAGACCAAGGAGCUCGAUGCUGACACCCUCCGAAACUACAUCUUCGGUGGCCACGUCGCUGAGUACAUGGAGACCCUCGCCGACGACGAUGAGGAGCGAUUCCGCAGUCAGUUCCAGAAGUACGUCGACGACGACGUCGAGGCUGAGGGUCUUGAGGACCUCUACACUGAGGCUCACGCCGCCAUCCGUGAGGACCCCUUCAAGAAGGCCGAGAGCGAUGCUCCCAAGAAGACCAAGGAGGAGUGGAAGGAGAUCUCCAAGAAGUACAAGACCAAGAAGCUCACCAAGGAGGAGAAGGAGCAGCGCGUACAGGAGCGUAUCCAGGAGCUUCUCCAGCAGGAGUAAAAAGUUGCUUUAUCUCAUCAGGUCAUGGGCAUUUGAGGAUUGUUAACCUUGGCAUUGGGUUUGGAGUUUCGAGGAAAGGAAAGGUCCGUAAACAGGAUCACAUGAAUGAAUUACCAAAAAGAUACCUUCCAGCCAAAUUCCAUAGUUGUGGUGAACGGGCAUCUCAUUACUCCAACUGUUUAAUGCUUGCCAUGCGUAGUCCUUGUGUUUUAUGUGUGCGCGUGUGUGCGAAAAUCGAGAGGAACCCUUACUUACCCUUGGCGGGCCUAGCGUGGCAGCUGCAGGAUUAGUGUGAGUCUUAUUUUCAGGGCUGAAUCUUGGCCAUGAACCUCAGCACUCCGAUCCAGUUGAGAGGGCUCUUGUGGUUAUACGACAUGGUCAGCACUUGAUAUGACUGUCAGCAAUUGGCGUUAUUGCGUAUCACUUAGUACCAUUGACAGAAUUGACAACCGAAGAAGAUAAUGGAACCCAUCCGAUUUCCGUGUAAUAAUCUUGUGAAGUUCCGAAGUUAAUGUCUAAUAGAGUUGAUACCGGUAAGCCGUUGGCCGUAUUAGGUUCCUUCCGGAUAUCUCGGAUUUCCUAUAUGUAUAAUAUCGCACUUAUUGAGGUAUACGGAAUUUGAUUCUGAAGAAAACUAGACUGACUGACUGCUCGAUUGCUCGGAAAAGAGCCCAAAAUCAGAGAUGUCUGUUCGGAAAUGGUCAUGAUGUGGUAAAUACACUAGACCCGGCCAUGCUGGUUGAGAUUCAAUAACAGCGGGCUGAGCAGUAUUUCGAGAGAGUCAUCUCACCUCCUCGUGAAUCGCAAAUUGGGGGCCCGCCUUUCGCUCUCGGAGAAGGUCAUGAUUCCGCGGCCGAGAGCAUCAUUCAGUCUAUUCCAGUCUGUGCGAAUAGUGACGAUUUUGGUCAAUGUGGCGCGUGCUGAGUGUGUGAGAGGGGGUCGGACGUAACGUUAUAGAAACUCCCGUCGCAGUUGGUGUCGGAUCGGAUGGACCCGGUGGGUUCCUCAACUGAUGCAAUCGAGGGAAAUGAAGAUCGGAUAUAUCCUACGAUGUCAACCCUGCUCUACAGCACAGCAAAUGUCUGAAGACGACUGCCGCGUGUGAGGAAAAGAGAGACUGGCACACG